AUGGAGCAGACAGUGGUGCUGAUCACAGGAUGCUCCUCGGGGAUAGGCCUCAGUCUGGCCGUCCGGCUGGCCUCGGAUCCAGCGAAAAUGUACAAAGGUAAGCAGCGACUGACUUGCAAGGACCACCAUACAGAAAGCGUUUAUUUUAUUCAGUGCUGUAAGAUCAUGUAAUAAACAGCGUUGGUACAAUACGUGACAUGUUUGUUGCAUAAUGGCUUUGAAGCAGUAAGCUGUCUCUGAGUAUUAUGCCUGUUGACUACAUGGCAGGCACAUAUUAGAAAACAUGUUUUGGUUGGUUUAUCUGCAUCACAAUGUAAUUACAGAAAAUUAUAGUUUUGGAAACUAUGAUGACAAUAUAAUGUUGUUGUAAAGCUCUGUUUCAUACUUUUUGUUCCGUACAUGUUUAAUGGUAGAUCUCUGAUGGUGAAAUUUCUGAUGUCCUUGACCACUGAUAUCCCCUGUGUUUAGUCUAUGCCACCAUGAGGAAUCUUGCCAAGAAGGAGCGUCUGCUGGACUGUGUGAAGGGCCUGCACAAGGACACCCUGGACAUCCUCCAGAUGGACAUCACUGACCAGGGGUCCAUUCUGGAUGCCAGGGACAGGGUCAGGGAGAAGAGGGUGAACAUUCUGGGUACGGCCAGAGUCAUGACUUACAGUAAUAGUGUAAUAUUGUGUGCGUGUGUGUGUGCGUGUGUGCGCGUGUGCAUGCGUGUGUGUGUUUGUGGGGUUGUGUGUGGUUGUGUGCGCAAAACAGAAGAACAGAUGUCCUUCAUAUUUUUACAUCAAAGACUAUUUCUUUACAUGUGUACAGCAUACAUUAUGUCAUGUGCUCUGACUUUCUGUGUGUCUGUGGUCUUCUUGUUGGCAGUGUGUAAUGCUGGGGUGGGGUUGAUGGGGCCGUUGGAGGCCCAGUCCCUGGCCACCAUGAGGCAGAUCCUGGAAGUCAACCUCCUGGGCACCAUCAGCACCAUCCAGGCCUUCCUACCAGGGAUGAAGGCCCAGGGCCACGGACGCAUCCUGGUCACUGGCAGCAUCGGUGGGCUACAGGGUGAGAGAGAGAGAGCAGGGCUGGGGUGACAGGAGAGGGAGUGGGAUGAAAUUGCCCUUAGACACUGAUCUGAGGUCAGAUUUUGAGCUUUGUUUAGUAUUUAUUGCCAUGAUAAUCACAGAUCUGUGUGUGAUUGUAUUGUAGGACUCCCCUUUAAUGAGGUGUACUGUGCCAGUAAGUUUGCAGUAGAGGGCGCCUGUGAGAGUCUGGCCAUUCUCCUGCAGCACUUCAACAUCCAGUGAGUCCAGACAGUGGUCAUCAGCUCAUGUAUCCCUUUGUCAGUGUUUCGUUUUGGAUGUGCACUGUAUGUGCAACACUCUGUGUUGGUAUUGAUUCUCUCCAUCCACCAUUAUGCAGUGUGAGUCUUAUUGAGUGCGGCCCUGUCAACACGGAUUUCCUGGACAACCUGCAGAGGGCAGAGCCAGGGGACUCUUCGCUGCAGCAGGUCGACGCCCACACACGCAGCCUCUAUGACACGUACCUGCAACACUGUGGGAUGGUGUUCCAGAAUGCAGCUCAGGACACAGAGGAUAUUGUGAAGGUACAGUAGGCUGUGGUGUGUCUGCAGUGAGCAAGAAGGACCACUAGAGGGGGUAAUAUUCCUAGUGCUUACUUGACAUCAAUUAGUUAUUUAGGUGCUCCUCUCCCUCUUUCUCCUCCCUGUCUCCAGUGCAUACUGCAUGUACAUACAUAUAAUGUAUAUGAUACUAGAUAUUUAUAGAUUUUCUAUGGAAGUGUAAGUAGUACUUUUGAGUAGAUUUGAUAGCAGGACCCCUCUCACUAUAGGUAUUUCUGGAUGCCAUCCAGUCAUCGAACCCUGCAUUCAGAUACUACACCAACAAUGCCCUCCUUCCCCUCAGCAGCCCUAAGAUCUCAGCACUGGACGGGUCCCAGUACAUCAGAACUAUGAGCAAGAUCAUCUUCUCAACCAACGGGAAAGAGGAACAAAAAUAG
Molecule: messenger RNA, 2001 nt
Organism: Coregonus sp. 'balchen'
Lineage: Eukaryota; Metazoa; Chordata; Actinopteri; Salmoniformes; Salmonidae
Source: the annotation of a GenBank genome assembly